AUUGUUUAGUACAUUGUUUACUUAAUUGUUUAUUAAUGUUUUCUUUUAUACAGGUUAUCGACGCAUAUCUUUACCACCUGAUAAAAGAACACCAGAUGGCUGUACAUCAGUUAUGUGCAGUUGUGGGUUCAUCAUUGUUUGCUGGACAGUUUAGAUGUGUUAGUAAGAUGAAAUUUCCAGCAGGGAAUGUUUGGCUGUGCCCCGUAAACACUGGAGCACACUGGAUUCUUGUUAUUAUCAAUAUGUUAAAAAAGGCAGUGAUGCUUGUUGACCCGCUGGGACAGGAAGGAUUGUAUAAGCGGAAAAUUAUGCGUAACUGGAGGAAUUUUUUGAAGACAAGGGGACUUGAUGACAGCAGGGUUGUGUGGCAGUGUAAAACAAUGCAGCACAACCAGCAGCUGGAUUCAAGCAGUUGUGGAGUUUUAAUACUGAAGUUUGCAGAGGACUUCCUUUUAAAGGAGGUAAUAACUGAAGUUCAAACAACUCAACAAGCUGUGAGUGCUGCACGAAUGGAAAUUGCCAGCUCACUGCUUACAUAUCGAAAAAAUGCAGAGGAUUACUGCAUAAGUUGCUCCAUGCUGCAAGACGACGCUGACAGGAGCAUGAUUGAAAUGGUGCAGUGUGACCUUUGUAGUAGAUGGGCUCAUUUUGAAUGUGCUGAAUUUGAUGUGUCGCUCACAACCUACAUUUGUAAAAAAUGUAGACACUCAUCCUCCUGAGACUUGUAAUUAGUUCUUGUUGUUGUUGUUUUAGU
Molecule: messenger RNA, 754 nt
Organism: Trichomycterus rosablanca
Lineage: Eukaryota; Metazoa; Chordata; Actinopteri; Siluriformes; Trichomycteridae
Exons: 8
Coding region: 36-719 (227 amino acids)
Biological process (GO): proteolysis; protein desumoylation
Cellular component (GO): nucleus
Molecular function (GO): deSUMOylase activity
Source: RefSeq, a predicted model, not a curated record